Molecule: messenger RNA, 1271 nt
Organism: Gossypium raimondii (Peruvian cotton)
Lineage: Eukaryota; Viridiplantae; Streptophyta; Magnoliopsida; Malvales; Malvaceae
Exons: 7
Coding region: 200-868 (222 amino acids)
Cellular component (GO): cytoplasm; eukaryotic translation initiation factor 3 complex
Molecular function (GO): translation initiation factor activity
Source: RefSeq, a predicted model, not a curated record
AAGGUAAUAUUUAUUAAAAAAAUAAUAUAAAAACCCUAAAACAUUUCAUCUUCCUUGCAUUGAUUCUUUGCAUCUGAUCUGAACCAAGAAGAAAAACCCAAAUCAGAUUUACUCAUAACCCCCCUCCCCAACUAUAAACAGUUAUAAUUAUUUUAAACGCAAGAUUGUUCUUCGAUUCGUUGAAUUUCGUUAAGUGAAGAUGGAAGACUGGGAGGAUGAGAUUCCACCUCUCCCUGCAAAGGAACAACUUAAAAGCAAAUGGGAUGAUGAAGAUAUUGAUGACUCUGAUAUCAAGGAAUCAUGGGAGGAUGAAGAUGAACCUGCUCCGCCUCCGCAACCUGUUGCAAAAGCUCCAGAAGAAAAGGCCCCAAAAAAGGCUGCAUCAAAAGCUACUGAAAAGAAAGGAAAAGCUGUUGAAGUAGCUAAAGAAGAGCCCCUUGAUCCAGUGGCUGAGAAACUUCGCCAACAAAGGCUUGUGGAAGAAGCCGAUUAUAAAUCAACUACUGAACUGUUUUCCAAGAAAGGUGAUGAUAAGACUCUUGAUAAUUUUAUUCCCAAAUCUGAAAGUGACUUUGUGGAGUAUGCUGAGCUUAUUUCUCACAAGCUUCGCCCAUAUGAGAAAAGUUAUCAUUAUAUUGCUCUACUCAAGGCUGUGAUGAGACUGUCAUUGACUUCUUUGAAAGCAGCUGAUGUCAAAGAUAUUGCAUCUUCGGUCACCGCAAUUGCAAAUGAGAAGCUAAAAGCAGAAAAAGAAGCCACAACUAAAAAGAAGACAGUUGGAAAGAAAAAGCAGCUCCAUGUUGAUAAACCAGAUGAUGAUUUGGUGGUUACUGCUUAUGAUGACAUUGAUGAUUACGACUUUAUGUGAUUCAUUUUUGGGCAAAUGCCACCCACCUUCAAGUGUUUGCAUUACGGAUCCUGGGGUUACCGCAACAACCAUAUAUAUGCGGAUCUGGCGGCUCUUCUCUUUUUUAAUUUUUCCCUUUUUUUCUUCUUCCAAUUCUUGGAGAAAUUUAGUUGUCUGAUGAAUAGUCUAUCCAUAAUAUGGAUGAUAGUGUUACAUGAAGAAAACCAUUAGAUUAAAACUUCCAGAAACAAGGUCUUCUAAGAUGGUUUUGGGCAGUUCCAGUUUGUUACCUUGAAAAAAAAUUCAAAUGUUGUUUUUUUUUGCCUGAGGUUGAGAACUGAUUCUAUUUGUAAGAAAAGAAAACACAAUUAUACUGUUUGUUUGUGCAUUAUGAGAACUAGUUGUUUGUCAUGUGAUUUAAUAA